Molecule: messenger RNA, 3006 nt
Organism: Papaver somniferum (opium poppy)
Lineage: Eukaryota; Viridiplantae; Streptophyta; Magnoliopsida; Ranunculales; Papaveraceae
Product: putative disease resistance protein At4g10780
Exons: 3
Coding region: 180-2663 (827 amino acids)
Molecular function (GO): ADP binding; ATP hydrolysis activity; protein binding
Source: RefSeq, a predicted model, not a curated record
AAGUAACGGGUUGAGCGUAUUGGAGAACCAUACAUUUGUUCAUUUAAGUCUAGAAAUUUGAUCCGUAUUAACUAGUAUCCUCAACAAGCUAAUCUGCAGCAACUUAACUGCGUAUUGAAUAUACUGCUUCUUAUAUCCUCCUUACUUCAUUCUACACUUUGCUUCUCCAAUACCUUGAAAUGGCCUUUUGUAGUUUGGUCACUGUGGUGGUGAGUUAUGUGAGUCAAACGGCUCCCAUCCUCGCAUGUCUGAAUGGCAGCUUCACAUUUAUCUCCAGUCUGUGCCGCUGUUUUGGUAUUACAAGUUACCAAAGCAUCUUCCCGGUUUCCAUUCCAGUAGGUCAAGAAUUGCCCACUGCUGAAGUUGUUGGGAAGAAACUAAAGCAAACACUUAAUGCGAUUAAGGAGUUACUGUUUAAUGAAAAUAACCACGUGAGAGUGGUCGGUUUAUGUGGAAUGGGUGGAGUUGGCAAAACCACUCUUCUAAAAGAACUUAACAAUGAACUUGAUAAGAGUCUUAACAGAAGCCAUGGAAUUGAUUUAGUAAUUUGGGUGCUGGUCUCUAAGGACUUGAACUUGAAAAAGAUUCAAGACCAAAUUGGAAAUAAACUAAGUUUAUCAUGGCCGGAAGCAACAGAAAUAGAAAAGAGAGCUGUUGAUAUAUUCAACGGGUUAAAGAAUAAGAAAUUUGUGCUGUUGUUGGAUGAUAUUUGGGAACCAGUAGAUUUACGAAUUAUUGGGAUCCCAAAUGUUGAAAGUAACUCAAACAAAAAAACAACCGAGUCAAGGAUUGUUUUCACUACAAGACUUGAGUUCGUUUGUGGGCACAUGGGAGCAAGAGCAAUAAAAGUAGAACAUCUAGACGAGGAUGAAGCUUGGAACUUAUUUCAUCAAACUGUCUUGAAAGCAUGGGAGACCAGCAGCAGCAGCACGGCCCACGAUGAAUCAGGGCCUAAGUUGGAUCCAAUUAUAUGUAACCUUGCGAAAGAAAUUGCGAAAGAAUGUCAGGGUUUACCCCUAGCCCUCAAUGUUGUUGCUGGGGCCAUGGCUAGCCAAAAAGACGUUGAACAGUGGCGGUAUGCACUCAAUACUCUUCGUAAAUCUGCUGGGAAGUUUUCAGAUAUGAAGGAUAAAGUAUUUCCUAUUUUGAAGUUCAGUUACGAUAACUUGAAAGAUAAUAAAAUGAAGUCAUGUUUCUUAUACUGCUCGUUAUACCCAGAAGACUAUCCAAUUAAAGUAGAGGAAUUAAUUGAUCUUUGGAUAGGAGAAGGUUUCUUAGAUGAAGAUGAUGACAUAGAGCAAGCUCGCCUGGAAGGUCAUAAUGUAAUCGGAUAUCUUAAAAGCGCAUGUUUGCUAGAAGGCAGUGUUAAAAAUCGGGGGCAUGGGAAUGUCGAACAUGUGGUGAAAAUGCAUGAUGUUAUUCGUGACUUGGCAAUUUCGGUAGCCUCCUCGGAUCUUGGAGAGAUCAAUCUGAAGAAUUCUAUUCCCGAACAACUAAACCUCGAUAAUUGGGAGCUUGCGGAGCGGAUAUCUCUUAUGGGAUCACGGGGUGUAUCAGAACUAACUGGAGCGCCAGAAUGCAGAAAACUUUCAACUUUGUUUCUUCGAGGAAGUGGGAUUGGAACUCUAUCUGAUGAUUUUUUUAGAUUCAUGCCCAAGCUUAAAGUCUUAACCAUGCCUCAAAGUAUGGAAAUUUCCAAGCUCCCAACUAGUAUUUCUUCAUUGUCUGCGCUACGUUAUCUCAACUUAUCAGAGAACUAUUUCAGUUUUGAUGAUCUGGAACCAGGUACUUUUAGUGAACUUGUAAGUUUGAAGAUAUUGGACUUACAUAAUUCGAAUUUACGUAACUGGGAAAAGGAAGGCGGGCCAAGUCUCCAUGAACUAGAAAGGUUAGAAAAUAUGAAGUCUCUCGGAAUCAGUAUAGGAACCGAUCUUGCUCUGAGAAAGUUAGUAACUAGUGACAAAUUGCAAUUGUGCACAAAAAAGUUAAGCAUUGAUUUAAAAGGAGGCAUAUCAUCCAUCUCAUUGUCGCCAUCCUCGUCAGAAACAUCGGUUAGUCUUGCUAACAUGGCUAAUUUAAAGAUACUUGAUCUUUAUUCUUGUGACGAGUUGAAAGAAUUGAGAAUUCCAAGUAGGGUUCUUAUGGAGGAUAAAGUUCCUUUGUGUACGUCCUUGGAGGUAUUAAACCUUCUAUCUAUGCCAAAGUUAGAUAUAGUGUGUGAUAUGCUUCAUCAGCAGUCGUUAUGCUUCAUAAACCUUAAACAUGUAGCAAUUUUAAGUUGUCCCCAAUUGAAGGAUGUAUCAUGGAUGAUCUAUGCUCAACAUCUUGAGAGACUUGAACUGGGUUACCAAGAAGGAUUGGAAGAAAUAAUAUCUGACAGGUUUCCAUCUGGGGUAACGAAACUCAGUAUUACCUUUCCAAGACUACAAGAGUUGGUAUUGGAGCAGUUAGAAAAUUUACAAAGGAUAUGUAGUUAUAAUGUAAAAUUUCCUGAGUUGAAGCAUAUGACAGUGCGAGGUUGUCCGAAACUGAAGAAUCUAUCGUUUGACUCCGGGGCUUUAAGAAGGAUUGAAGGAAAAAGGGAAUGGUGGGAAAGCCUAGAAUGGGAAGAUGAAACCACCAAAUAUAAUCUUACUCCUUAUUAUGUUGAGUUGGAAUUCUAGGCAGCUUGACAGUCAGAUUAUCGGGAAGUCGUCAAAUGCAAAAACAAAAUUCGAGCAAGCAUCAUGCCAGUCAACCACGGGACCGUUCAACCGUCUGAUCAUCAAGUGCUCAACCGCCAUGCCGAAGCAUAUCUUGAAAGAUUGCGACAAGAUUGUCAGAUCCAAACUCCAACUUGUUAUAUGUUUCCACUUUCUAAUAAAACUAGGACCUCGUAGUGGCAAAAUUCUAAAGGGUUAUUUUACCUGGCAUUUUUAGGGGCCACUUAAAAGGAUUUAGGGGCCAACAAUAAAACAAAAAAGGUCACCCAAAGGGAAAAUGUAGCCAGCCCUUAUCUCGCGUAAU